CCGCUCACUCUUGUGUACAGUCGUACAGGGAAACUAACAAAUGUUUAGUUUGGGCUUCAAGGCCGCGAACAUUUAUUUUUACUAACUUAGCUAAUAUUCUUACUGAAAACAGAAUACUUCACAUAACAUGGAUAUGCCUCUCCCUUUGAACAUGGAUGACCCGCGUUUACAAUUGAAAGUGGAAAAUAGACUAAAAAAUAUUUUUGUAACGCAAUUAGAGGACGUCAGUCUUCUUCAUAAGAAAGAACACGAUGAGAAUGUCAGACACAUUCCUGUCAUAACAGAGUCUUCAAGUAGAGUAUUGGAUACAGGUGUCAACACACUUCAGAGGACUCUAGUGCUAAAGAAGCAGGUACAUUUGGAUGAAGUGAACAGGCAGUUAAUGCAGAAAGAGCAGGAGUUCAAAGGCCACAUGCAGGCCUUGGAACAAAAAUGGUCACAGCUUCAACACAAACAGCAAGAAACAAAAGAUAAAGCAGCAAAAUUUGAGAAGUUUGUGGAGGAAAAUGAGGUGAAGCGAUGCCGUGCCUUGAAGAAAUACCAGGUGCAGAGAAAGCAGAAUCAGCUGAUGGAGAAAGAUAUCUCAGAUCUCUCUGCACAACUAGAACAGCUUCAGAUCAGGCAUCAACGUCUAAAAGCAAGGGUAGAUAAACAUAAGAUUUACGAAGACUAUUUGAUGAAGAUUCUGGAUUUACUUCCAGAGAAAUAUCUAGAAUAUGGGGCUGAAUCCUUGGUGAUGCCCAUCAUCAGACGCCAUGAGACCCUGUCCAUCACUCAGCAAGACUUGUUGCAGCGCCUGGCCAGCGUGACCAAAGAACUGGAUGAAGGCCAACACAAACUGGACUCUCUCAAACAAGAGCACAACACAAGCAAACUGAUGACUAAUAAAGAGUUAUCAGAGCUGCAGACCCAAUGGGAUCAAAUUGUAGAGAAGAAUAAACAACUGGAGAUGACCCAACACAUUCACCAGGGCCGGUCCCGAGACAAGGCUGAGGAGACGGGGAGUCUUGUGAUAGCUGUGAAACAUCUCGGGCAGCAGUGCUACCUGCAACACUAUGGACCUUUGGAAGAUAUGGACAUGCUGGUUAUGAUGGAUAUGAUAAAGGAGUUCAUUGUGGAGAAGGUAGAUAUGGAGAGAAGGGCACUGCGGCUGACAGCCUCAGGCUCUGAGAUGAUGAAGGGCAGUGCCAAUAGGAGAAGAGAAGGAUCUGAGGUGGCCAGAAAUGCCUCCAGUAAAGUCCACCUGAAGAGCACCAGCAAGGCUAGUGGGAAAAGUGACUCGCUCAGCUCUUCCAAGACAAUGCAAUGAGACAUGGGAAUGCUAUUGUAAAAAUAAAGCUGGUGGAAAAUGAAACUGCCCAUUUUAACAGAAUAUUCCUAUAUUGAAUGCAAAGGUAAUUUAACUUCUAAACAAAUUGCUGUUACCUCCCCCCUUCUGUAGUGUUUUAUAUUUUAUAUUUUAUAUUUUAAUGUACAUUUAAAUUUGCGAUUGCAUUUAAUUUGGCCCAUCACCGGCCGGAGUGCGAUAUCGAAAGUAAUAUUUCUUUCAAAAUUAUUAAAGUUUAAAGGCACAUUCUGACUGAACAUCCAGAAAUACAAUAUUAUUCACUCGUAUUGU
Molecule: messenger RNA, 1618 nt
Organism: Electrophorus electricus (electric eel)
Lineage: Eukaryota; Metazoa; Chordata; Actinopteri; Gymnotiformes; Gymnotidae
Gene: ccdc197
Product: coiled-coil domain containing 197
Source: RefSeq, a predicted model, not a curated record